This is a messenger RNA of Coregonus clupeaformis (lake whitefish), 2164 nucleotides long. Its product is annotated as homeobox protein otx5-like. NCBI's taxonomy places the organism in Eukaryota, Metazoa, Chordata, Actinopteri, Salmoniformes, Salmonidae. Bases 472 to 1395 code for a protein of 307 amino acids. Gene Ontology annotation, molecular function: RNA polymerase II cis-regulatory region sequence-specific DNA binding; DNA-binding transcription factor activity, RNA polymerase II-specific. Gene Ontology annotation, biological process: multicellular organism development; regulation of transcription by RNA polymerase II. The transcript has 3 exons. The record is from RefSeq and is a predicted model, not a curated record. Gene Ontology annotation, cellular component: nucleus.
GAGACAGAGAGAGAGAGAAGGGAGGGGUUUCUAUGCGUCCACGUCGUCCCUCUAAUUAGCUAACCGUGUCUGUAAAAUAAGUCAGUGUAGCGGCUUCACCCCGCUCAACGGCAGCACGCGCCUCUUUACCUGCUCCUGGCGCGCCAAAAAAGAAGGGUCCGCGCGCUCUAACAUGAUCUAAACUAAGGCGCGCAAUUGUAACAAGGAGUGCACUUCAAAUGUUUGGUUUUUUCGACAAGUCAGUAAAGUGAGAAAGAGUAAAGAAAGAAAGAAAGAAAGAAAGAAAAAUAAUUUACAAGAUAUCCUUGUCACUUUUACGCACUUGGCGAGGUUGACUUGGAGCGAGACCCAAACUAACCGACCAAGAGGGACUGGUGGGAAAUAGCAAAGUCUCCCAAGAAAGUCCAGUCGUGUGUGUCAGUUCAGAGAGACAACCGAGUGAGCGAGAAGGCAUAAAAGCCCGGCGCGAGGAUGAUGUCCUACAUUAAGCAACCCCAUUACGCCAUGAACGGGUUAAACAUGACUGGGAUGGACCUGCUACACACCACGGCUGGAUACCCAUUCUCUGUGUCUCUGGAUUUCUCAGCCACCCCGCGAAAGCAGCGUCGCGAGCGCACCACCUUCACACGCACUCAGCUGGAUAUCCUGGAGGCCUUGUUCUCCAAGACCCGCUACCCCGACAUCUUCAUGAGGGAGGAGGUGGCACUCAAGAUCAACCUCCCCGAGUCACGCGUACAGGUGUGGUUCAAAAACCGCCGUGCCAAGUGCCGCCAACAGCAGCAGCAGAGCAGCGGCCAGUCCAAGCCCCGCCCGCCCAAGAAGAAGGCGUCGCCUGCCAAGGACCAGCCCAGCGCUGGCCCAGACCCCUCGGCCAACAACCCCUCUGGUUCCUACAGCCCCUCCCCCACCCCAUCGGGCCCCUCCCUGCCGCCCAGCGGCAACAACCCUGGCAACGCAGCCGGCUCCAUCUGGAGCCCGGCCAUCUCACCACUCCCUGACCCUCUGGCCUCCUCGGCGCCCUGCAUGCAGCGGCCCUCUGCCUACCCGAUGAGCUACGGCCAGCCGCAGGCCUACGCCCAAGGCUACGCCCAGGGCUACGCCGGCACCUCCUCCUACUUCACGGGCCUGGACUGCGGCGCCUACCUGUCGCCCAUGCACUCGCAGCUGUCGGCUAGCGGUGCCCUCAGCCCCAUCACCGUGCCCUCAAUGGGGGGCUCGCUGAGCCAGUCACCCGCAUCGCUCUCCUCCCAGGGCUACGGCAUGGCCGCCUCGCUGGGCUUCACCUCCGUCGACUGCCUGGACUACAAAGACCAGCAGGCCUGGAAGCUGGGCUUCAGCACCAUGGACUGCCUGGACCACAAAGACCAGAAUUCCUGGAAGUUCCAGGUGCUGUAGAGAGAGGAAGAAGAAAAAGAAGAAGACGAGGGAGUGGAGUGGGAGGAGUUGUGAAUUAAUAAGGCCCUCGCCAGAUAUACAGUAUGAUCAAAUACGAUCAAAUGAUUCUGACUGAGGACUUUUUUGUUGUUAUUUUUUUCUCUCCGUUUCUCAUUUGUAAGCUUGGUUUUUGCAACCCCUGUAGAAUGUGUUUUCUAUUCAGGGGAGAGAGGAGAAGAGAGACCCGGGGACAUUAUUGAUCCCUCCUGACUGUGAUUGCAGGAUAUCAGGUCCAUUUACUUUCUCAUACAGUAGAAGGGAAGGAUGUCCCUGAGGAUCAUACUACUACAUGGGAAAGACUCUCAGCUAGAAACUGAUUUAAACACACGCCAUGGUUCAGAUGCAUUGAUUGGUCUGUGAUGGAAAGACAUCCUCAAGAGAAUUCUACUGACACAACCACGCUAAACUCAAUCGUUCCUCUGAUGUUUUUUUCUGCUGUUGAUGGCUUGAGUUUUUUUUUCAAGAAAUACAACAAUAGAUCAAAUUUACAGAGCUUUGAUACUCUCUUAGUCUCUCUCUUUUUUUGUUCUGAAAGACCAUCAGUGUUAAUUUGAGUUUAGUCAUUGUUAUUCUAUGUUACAAUUUAGAUUUUCAUUUGGUUACUUUUAGGCUUUUGGAGCUAACGUGUUACUAUGGUGUUAGGCUAGCAUCAUUGCUAUUAUAUUUUAAUGAGAAAAAAGAAACUUCUUUGUUUUGUUGUGUGAAAUAUUAAAGCUAACUUUGAAAAUUA